Messenger RNA from Aspergillus tubingensis, 615 nucleotides. Its product is annotated as xanthine phosphoribosyltransferase. The record is from RefSeq and is a predicted model, not a curated record. The transcript is spliced from 5 exons. Gene Ontology annotation, biological process: XMP salvage; IMP salvage; GMP salvage. Gene Ontology annotation, molecular function: hypoxanthine phosphoribosyltransferase activity. Lineage: Eukaryota; Fungi; Ascomycota; Eurotiomycetes; Eurotiales; Aspergillaceae. Bases 1 to 615 code for a protein of 204 amino acids. Gene Ontology annotation, cellular component: cytoplasm.
AUGCCUCAGAAGGUUUAUGUCACGUACAACCAGGUUCACAAACUAUGCCAGGCCUCCGCUGACAAGAUCCUGGACACCUUCCAGCCCAAUCUUAUGAUUGCUAUCGGCGGUGGUGGCUACAUCCCUGCCCGCAUUCUCCGUUCUUUCUUGAAGCGCACUGGCGAACCUAAUAUUCCCAUCCAGGCCAUCGGUCUGUCGCUCUACGAGGACCUGGGUCGUGGUGACGCCGAGGAAGUUCCCGGAACCAAGGUCACCCGUACACAAUGGCUGGACCUGAGCUCCUUGGAAAUGGCCAACCUCAUUGGCAAGAACAUCCUCAUUGUUGACGAAGUUGACGAUACCCGUACCACCCUCGAAUAUGCCGUCAGCGAGCUCCAGAAGGACGUUGAGAUUGCGCAGAAGCAGCUCGGCCGUGAAGGCGAGAAGACCAACUUUUUCGUCUACGUUGUUCACAACAAGGACAAGCCGAAGAAGGGUGUCUUGCCCGAGGAUAUGAUGACUUCUGGCCGUUACCACGCAUCCGUCACCACCGCUGAUGUUUGGAUCUGCUAUCCUUGGGAAGCUAAGGACAUCGACGAGCACGACAGACUUGCUCAGGAGAACCCUCUCGUCUGA